AUGGCAGCAUGGCUAGACCUCUCGGGCGACGACGCAGCGGGCUGGUCCCUGGUCGAUACGGGCCGGAUGGAUGACAUCGUGCAGAGCAUGAGCCAUCCCGCCACACAGUACCCGUCCGUCCUUUCGUUCCUGGGCAAUGACAGUCGGGUGGCAGCCCUGCGUGCGCUCUUUCCCCAGAACAACGUUACCCGCCGAGGACCAGCUGGUCUGGUCCGGUUGCAUCUCAGUACCACGACCGCCAAUACCGAGCAUCCAGUGUGCGCCAUCCGUCGAUCGUUCUCGACGGUACCCAGUUCGGCAAGGCCGAUUCGAAACGCCGUGCGACAUCAAAGACCACCUCCUCACGAGACUGGUGUUUCCGUGGACGCACGUAGCGUGUUUCUUUGCGGGCGGAGAGAACGAGCUGAAGGCUGGUUGGCUGAAACCCAUGGAGACAACCACGCCAGCCCCGCGGACACACCAAGCCUGGUGCGAGUCAUAUUGAUCCUGACGGACCCAACCGCUAUCUACAACGCCGACCCGGUGGAGGCGGGGUUGCCCGGUUCAGACGUUGCGGGCGAGCAACGGCCGACAAUAUCGGUCCUGGACCUGCGCGAUCGUCAUCAGUUGUCGCCCUCUGCCCUAUAUGCCCCACUGCAGCGUCUCCUGCUAGACAGGCUCCAGGACAGCCGGGCGGAGCUCAUGAAGCAGGGGCUGCUCUUCUCCGCCGUUCAUCUCAAGUUCAUGUGGAAUAGGUGCCUUGCGCAAAGUCUUCUGCACCCGGCUGCCCGAAUCAAUUGUCUCUCCCUCUCUCGGGAACGACUGCCGGUCCCGUUUGCGUUCCACGAUGGCCUCGCGGAGUUGCUCGGGGAGGCGUGCAAGGUCGGGUGCCCCAUCCACGAACGGAUGCCGACGCUUCAAUACGCUACCUUUGCUUCGAAAUUGGCGCCAGUAUACGGACUACCGCCCUCAAAUUCAUGGGACGAUGGUGGACAGUUGCGAUAG
Molecule: messenger RNA, 984 nt
Organism: Aspergillus melleus
Lineage: Eukaryota; Fungi; Ascomycota; Eurotiomycetes; Eurotiales; Aspergillaceae
Exons: 2
Coding region: 1-984 (327 amino acids)
Source: RefSeq, a predicted model, not a curated record